This is a messenger RNA of Photinus pyralis (common eastern firefly), 2099 nucleotides long. Its product is annotated as thioredoxin-related transmembrane protein 2 homolog. The record is from RefSeq and is a predicted model, not a curated record. The transcript is spliced from 5 exons. The coding region runs from base 1102 to 1893 and encodes 263 amino acids. Gene Ontology annotation, cellular component: membrane-bounded organelle. Gene Ontology annotation, molecular function: disulfide oxidoreductase activity. Lineage: Eukaryota; Metazoa; Arthropoda; Insecta; Coleoptera; Lampyridae.
UCUAUAAUCCAUUUCCUUUAACAUACUUAAUAGUUACACCCAACAGUUACCAGGAAGACCAUAAAGCCUUGAAAGUGCGUUAAAGAGAUGAAAACUUGAUAGUAAAAAUUAGAAUUGUUAUGGCAGGCUGCAUGCUGUGAGGUUGUCCGGAAGGAUCUGCUUCCUAGGCUCUACAAGGCCGCCGUCUGGACGAGUGAGUCACGAAUCACGACGAUGGGUGUGGACAAUUGACUGGGUGACUUCAAUGUUCCGUCAUUCAACAGUGCUGAUGCGAAACUUCCUACAUUUCCUAAAUGCUGAUCAAUACCUAUUACAAUAAUGUAGCUAAUUUGCAAGGUAGAAGUCUUGACCUUAUUUUAUCUAGCUGCCAAGUUCAACAUAUGAUGAUUCUGGUUUAGUUAAGAAAUACCACCCUGCCUUAGAUUUUACUUUGCAACUUACUGGUAAGUAACUCUUGGGUUAUAUUUUCCGUCAACGUUUCUUGUAUUACAAUCUUUUAAAUGCAAACUGGACGAUAUAUUGAUUUUAAUGUUACCUGUACAAAUUUUUAUAAUGUUCUUUAUUCGAUUUUUUUAUGUACACAUCUUUAAAUUUAACCCUAUACUGUAUUCACUUUAAGAAGGUAGCGCUAGAACCAUGCACUUAAGUUCGUGGCUAGAAGGCAUAUGGAAGCUUUGACCUUCACUGUGAUUGGUAAUAUGAAAAGCACAAUUUAUAAAGGGCCUUAUUGUACCUACAUCCAGCUCUUCCUAUAUAAUGCAAAAUAAUUGAGUUCUUCUCCGCUUCAACAAUGGUAAAAACUCUUGACUUUUAGUUUUUGUGUCUGGAAUACUAACUACCAGCAUCGAUUCUCCAUCUUCUAUAUAGAUCGGUCGGUAUUGGAAAAAUAGUAUAAGUGACACUGGAUUAAACUAGUUUUUGCUCCCUCAUGAAUUUUAAAACCCUCGACAAGCCUCGGGUUUUAAACCAUUCUUUCAGGAACAAAAACUCUUUUUAAUCCCUUGUUACUUAAUAUACUAUUAUUAUAAAUUUGCUGCUACUUAGACACAGACACCUCAGACUCAGAUCAAAAUUGAGGUUAUAUUAUAUUGGUCUUCAAAAAUGUCUUUAAAAGAGGAUCUCAAGCAACUUGUCAAACCGUAUUAUAUAUUUAACAUAAUUUUGAGUUUCUCUUACAUAAUUUGCCGGAAGACGCCUGGCAUUUGUAACUAUCUAUUCGACGCUGACGAAUGCGAAUUUGAUGGGCGAGAAACUGAAAUUUUAUUCUUCCUAAUAAUAGUGAUAAUGAUAAGGAGUCGCAAAACCGGUAGCGUGACGAUGAUUAAUUAUUUAUCGUCAAGUUUUAUAUAUACCAAAGUUGCCAAUCUGAUUCUAUGGUUUUAUGCCGAUUUUAUAAUGGGAAUUAUCUAUGCUAUAAUAUUUAUAUUAAUGGGCCUUCUUCUACCUGCACCUGCUUAUUCGGGACCAGAUAAAGUCAUCUACUUUCAUGGUCAAAACAGUUUGGAGGAUGAACUCGUACGGAACAAACAGGUCACCUGGAUCAUUACAUUUUAUACCGUCUGGAAUCCAGCAUGCGUAACUUUUGCACCAAUCUUUGCCAAACUUAGCAGCGAUUAUUACUUAGAUAAUUUAAAGUUUGGAAAGAUUGACGUUGGGAGGUAUCCUGAAGCGGGAGUAAAAUAUCGGGUUAAUGAUAGUAGCUUGAGCAAGCAAUUGCCGACAAUGAUUGUGUUUAAGGAGGGGAAGGAGGUGGAUCGGAGACCUUUGAUUGAUGGCAAGGGGAAAGUGAUCAAGUUUUUAUUUUCCAGAGAAAAUGUCGAGGCAGCUUUUGAUUUGAGUAAUUUGUACGAAAGUUGUAAGGCAGACAGUAAAAAACAUUUAAAGAGAGAUUAGAAUGACUGUGGCCAAUUAGUAAUAAAAAGUUUUCUGUACACAGGCCUGUAGCCCUGGAUGGGAGGUGGUUCAUCCAAGAUGCUGUAGAAAUAAUGCAUGAAGUCUCUAGUAUUAAAAAUACUGUUUAAUUAUAAUGAAUUUAGUUCUAAUAAUACCCAUUAAACGCAACAGAACCAGGCUUCAAUUCCUGUGAAACACAUUUUCUU